GGGAGGAAGGGAAAGAGGGAAAGAGAGGCAGAGGGAGAGCUCAAGAGAAUGAAAGAGAGAGAGAGAGAAGGAGGAAAGAAAGACAUGUAGGUAUGCACACACACGGCCUCGACUCGAUCUGCAGAAGGAAUUUUAAAUCACUGUAGCAGUAGGGGGAGAACGAGAGAGAGAGAGAGAGAGAGAGAGAGGGAGAGAGAUAGAGAGAGAGAGACAGAAGACACAGAGAGAAGAGGGAUUGGUGUAAUCUGCAGCAACAUCUGUAUGCGCUCUGGAUAAUCUGCAAACACUGUGGAUUGACUGCAGCCCGGCUGGUCCACAUGUCAACAAGGAGAAGAGGCGCAGAGAUGGAGAUUAUAGUCUAGAAUUAUAGGACAGCAAAGUCUGCAAGCGGCGGAUGAGACAGUCUUCAAGGACUGAUGGUACUGGACAGUAUGGUAUAAAGGCACAGAACAAGACGUCUAAACGCAGUGGACAGGACAAUCCACAAGUGUUGGAGAACACUUCACGAUCCAAGGACUUGCUUUAACAGAGACGACGUUUCCCAGUGGAUCCAGCUGCGAAUAAUAUCCCUUCACUCUUUUCCCCUCGUCUCUUUUCUCCUCAUCUUCUCUCCUGUCCUCCUCCUCACCUCUCCUGCUCCUCUACCUUUCCUCCUCUCAUCCACUGCUCUCUAUUUUCUUUGAUUCUCCUGCUGUCCUGUCAUUCUCUCCUCUUCUCUCCUCCGCUCUCCACCCCUCGUCUCAUCCUCUCUUCACUCCCUUUUCCUCUUUGACAGAAUGCAGACCCCUGCCUCCAUGGUGAUGGGGAUUGUCUUCGCUCCCCUGGGCCUCGUCCUGGUCUUCACGGCUGCCAUCACCCCACAGUGGCGGGAGGGGCAGGUACAGGUGGGUCCCAGUGGGGCAUUAGGAGCUUCUGGGGGUGGCGGCGGCGAAGGUCUGCUCCUGCUGCGGUCGGACGGCCUGUGGGAGAGCUGCCUGCAGGUGGCGCACUCGGAGCUGAAGCAGUGCUGGCCCGUGUCGGGUCCAUAUCAGCACGACAGUCGGGUCCGCACGGCCCAGGGUCUGGUGCUGGCCUCGCUCUUCCUGUGCGGUGCCGGGAUUGUUCUGGCCAGCGUGGGCGUGCGCUGCUGGACCGACCUGCCCCUGAGGGGCAUCGCCGCGGCAGGGGGGCUCCUGGUCGCCCUCGCCGGCAUCCUCAGCCUCGUCGCUCUCGGCCUCUACACACACAACCUGCCGUCGCUAGGGAACGAGGACCCGUCCGGCAUCAGUGGUGCUGGAGGAUCCGCUCUCCAGCAGCAUCAGAGAGUCCCCACACACCGGCUGCCCCGCCUCUCCCUGCGUCCGGCCGGAUCGCUCUACUUUGGCUGGGUGGGGGGGUGGGUCCAGGUGCUGGGUGGAGCCGCGCUCAUGCUGAGCUUCAAGAGACCCCGCUGCCCCUCCUGGCCGAAGCGCCCCCCAGUGGAGAGAACGGAGGCCUACGAGGUCACCUGCUGAGAGAACAACAAAAAGAGAAAGGGAGAAAGAUAAAGAGGGAAUGAGAGAGAGAGAGUGAGGGAGAGCGAGAGAGGAAAAAACAGAACGUUGGUUAAAGAUGGAUUGCACACACACAGAAGUUAUGGAUUACCUGGGUGUCGUCAAGUCAUGAAGUCAUUAUGACUUCGCGUCAUAAAAGCAGUGUUGGUGAAUGGCUAUGGGGUGGUGAAACCGGUCCAAAUGGCUCCUUAAGCCUUGGAUAAGUGAUGAGGAUGUUAAAAGCUGCUUUCUUUGGGGGGUAGGGGUGUGGAAGAGAGAGAGAGAGAGAGAAAGAGAAAGAGAGAGAGAGAGAGAGAGAGAGAGAGAGAGAAAGAGAAAGAGAGAGAGAUAGAGAGAGAAAGAGAAAGAGAAAGAGAGAGAGAGAGCAAGAAGGCAAUCCUUGUUGGAAUGAAUGGGUAAUUCACUCAAGCAAUGCACCGAAUUACAUGACUUAGUGAACUAAUGUUUCUAUUCAUCGCUUUGAACGUAGAGGGCUACAACCUGCUUCAGCGGUCACGCAUAUCACACAGGUGGACACCUGUUCACUUUUCUAGAGGAUGUUUCAAACCUGUUUGCUAGUUUUAGUAAAUAAAUCAUUGUUGCUAUCUCUAUUUAAAUCUGCUUAACAAUUUCCAGCAACACUUUGUGAAUUACCAUCCAUCAUUUCUUAUUGUCAUUUUAGAUUCACCAUUUAUAUCCCCUUUGAAAUCCUCUGGGUAGCAAAAAAGCUUUUUUUAUAAGGUUUUUGUAGGGAGAAAACUGUAAACAUUAGUGAAACAUUUAUCUCCCAUCUUAGAAACUGAAUAUGUAAAUCACUCCUAAUGUGUUCAUUUCAUGCGAAGCCAUGAAUGUGAAAUGCCACGGAACAGGACAUCUUAGUUGUCUCGUAGAUUCUUUAUUUGUAUUAUUAUAAAAAUGGUUAUUUGUUUUAAUUUAUAAUAUAUUUGUCUUCACAGCAUGGGUCUUUUUUCCUUACUUUAGACUAAAAACCUUUGAUCCAAAAUAUUCAGACCAUUGAUCCAAUUCUCAGUGUGAUGGAUUUUGAAGUAUCUGUUAACUUACGAGGCCUUACCGAAGACAACAGGCAGCGCUUUAGAGCAAACAUGUGAGACAGUCAGACAUGUGUUUUGUAGUCUGUGUCUCAGUACACCUGCAGUAUAUGUAGCGCUGCUAUGCAUUUCCAGUAUGUGUUUACGUUGUUCCUGUAUUAGCAUAAGAGAACUACCAGCGAGACCUCUGGAAGAUGAGCAGUGUGUGUUUGUUGUCUCGUAAACUGUGUGUGGCACACGGUGUUUGAACCAUCUCACUGAAAUAAAAAAGUGGUAAUCUGCA
Clupea harengus (Atlantic herring) is the source of this 2843-nucleotide messenger RNA. RefSeq names its product claudin 23-like (gene cldn23l). The coding region runs from base 777 to 1493 and encodes 238 amino acids. Gene Ontology annotation, molecular function: structural molecule activity. The transcript has 2 exons. Gene Ontology annotation, cellular component: bicellular tight junction; membrane. The record is from RefSeq and is a predicted model, not a curated record. NCBI's taxonomy places the organism in Eukaryota, Metazoa, Chordata, Actinopteri, Clupeiformes, Clupeidae.